AAUUGAUUGUAGCUUUUCGCACAUUUUGAUUCUGAAAAGCUGGUGAAAGAAAUCUACAAAAUAUAGCCUGAAGUGAUUUUUAUAAUUGUGAAUCAGAUAUUUUGAGAAAAAAAGAGACAAAGUUGUCAUAAUAACAGUCAAAGCAAAAGAUAUUAGCGAUUUCCGUCAUCAAUAGUAAAUUAUUUUGUGUCACUUAAAUAUAGCUGAGUCAGCAGUAGUAAAGUAAUAAAAAGGAAGGGAAAUAGUGUUGUGAAGACAAAAUUGCACUCAUCCUCAAUAAUAUCACGUAAAGUGUAAAGAAAAUAAAUGAUUUUGAGAGUAGUUCCAGUUCUGUUCUGUAAUUGAUUUCCGAAAUCAUAAAAAUUACCGCAAAAAAGAAAGAAGUGAAAAAAAAAUUGUUGCAAAGUGCUUCAGAGAUUUAUUUCUUUUGGGAACAAAAAGUUACAUUGUGAAUCGGAUAGAUCCAGUAAAUGGAGAAAAAGUAAUUAAAUUACUAACAAGUGACAGAAGAAAGAUAAAAACUUUUAUUUUGUUUCGUGCUUCAUCGCUCAAUCACAAAAGACAAUUGGAUUUUAUUCGUACUCGUGCUGCCCCACAUUAACGCCCAAAAUACAUCCAGCAAAAGUUUUUUCAUCACUUAUUAUUCACAAGAUCAAAGAAACUUUCUGUCCGGUUGAAUUGAUGUAGAGAAAUUAUCAGCUUUUUUGGAUUUUUGUGUCUUUUGGACUUGUAGCUGCUGAUGAUGAAUUAUUAUUGAUAUUUUAAUAGAAUCAAAUAAUUAUUUUUUGGUGCUUUAUGGAAAAAGAAAACAAAUUAUUAUUAAAAAUGACGUCACUUAAAAAACUUGCGGUGCUGCUGCUUCUUGCCACUGCUGUAAACUCAUCAAAACUCCUGAGAUGUCCGACCAGUGACACCAAAUGUUAUUGCAGUGAAUUUGGCGAGCUUGAAAUUCAAUGUCCAAAAUUUGAUCCACGAAUCACUGUAAGAAUUCAGCCAAAUAAUUUCUUAAACUUUGAUUGCGACAACAGUACAGACAGUGAUUAUGACUUGGUGCCAGAAUAUAAUUUGCCAGAGGCACAGAUGAUUAAGAUCACGAAAUGUCCAUUGCCACAUGGAAGGUCACUUUCAACAUACUUUAAGAAUAUUCAUAUUGACAAAAUUUUAUGGCUUCAAAUAUUUAGUGGUGGUGUCAAUAGUCGUCAUCCAUUGGAAAGUUCGCAUUUAAAAGGAUUUGAAGACAUCACGAGAUUCCUUAUUAGUGGUAAUGAAAAUGAGUUCCGUGACCUGCCAUCAGACUUGUUUACAAGCAUGCAAAAACUUACAUGGAUCACAAUGAGAGUUGGAAAUAUCCAAUUGCCAGUUGAUUUAUUUGCGCCACUUGCGAAUCUCGAGUUUCUUGAAUUGGGACAUAAUAAGAUGACAACUUUAGAGCCUGGAUUGCUGAGAAAAAAUAAUAAAUUACAGCAAUUGAAUUUAUGGGGAAAUAAUCUUCGAAAUCUCAACAAGGACGCAUUUAAUGGACUUGAAAAUCUUAGAGAAUUAGAUUUAAGCACUAAUGGAAUGGAAUCUCUUGAGCCAGAUCUAUUUAUUUAUCUUCCGAAUCUCACUCACCUUAAUUUAGGUGGAAAUAAUUUUGCAUCAUUGCCCGAAGGUCUUUUUGCAAACAAUCGAAAAUUAACAAUUUUAAAGAUGCUCGAAAAUCGCGUUCCUAUGGAUACUUUACCGGACGGAUUUCUCGCAAACCAAACAAUGCUCGUUGAUGUUUUUAUUAAAUGUGAAUUGAGAAAGAUUCCCGAGGAUAUUUUUGAAGAAUCAAUUAACAUUGCUAGUAUUAAACUUGAUGGAAAUCAACUGGAAGUUCUACCAAAAUAUUUAUUUAAGGAUCAAAGGCAAUUAAGCACACUCGAUUUGAGUGACAACUACUUAACAGAUUUGCCCGAAGAGCUUUUUGAAGGAACUCCAGAGCUGAAGAAAUUGGAUUUAUCAUACAAUCGUAUUGAGGAUAUUCCUGAAAAACUGUUUCAACCAUUGACUAAACUUAGAGAACUCCAAAUCAACAACAACUACCUAGUAAGUUUUCAACCAAAGGUUUUCCAAGGUAUUUUAUCAGUCAGAGUCAUCAACUUAGCAAACAACCGAUUGACAUUCGAAAAUGUAAUUGUCUCAAUUGAUGACCAUAAUAAUACCGAAUAUUCAGUAUAUCCAGUAGGAUCACGUUUCCAACGACUUGAAAAUCUCGAAAAUUUGAAUCUCAGAAAUAAUUCAAUCAGAACUAUAUUUGAGGACUUUACAUUGACAAACUUGAAGAAAUUGGAUUUAAGUUACAAUAAUAUUUCAAUUUUGUCAAAAGAUAACUUGCAAUUUACCUCGAGACAGGAAUUAGAGAUUGAUUUAAGACAUAAUAAUAUUGAAACUGUCAACUUUAAUAAUUUUAUCUCUGAAGACAGUCCAUCGAACAUGGUGGUAUAUUUGGAAAAUAAUCCAAUAAUCUGUAACUGUCAAAUCCUCGAUUUUGUCAAAUACAUCAAAAAACCAGAACUCAUAAAGAAGACAGGCAUAACAAUGGAACUUGGAGAUUUGAAUUGUACUAAGCCUGAGAAAUUGCGUGGACGAAGCGUAACAGAUGUUAAGCCUUUAGAGCUUACAUGUCCAUUUGAUGAUCCAUCAAGUAAUUUGGAAAAACGAUGCCCAGAAUCAUGCAGCUCAUGUGAUGUCCGACUAGAAGAUAGAACAUUGCUUAUGGAUUGUUAUGGAAAUUUAAGUUUAUCAUCACUUCCAAAUGCUGCAAACAGCAGUCUUCAUAAUGUUGAAUUAAGAAUUGAAGGACAAGGCUUGACCGAAUUCACAAGCAGCUCAACAAUUGGAUAUAGACAAAUCUCAAAACUAUUUUUAGGUGACAAUGAGAUCAAAAAUAUUGGUGAAUUGCCACCGAAACUAGUGGAACUUGAACUUCAGAACAAUCAAAUUGAAGUCCUUAAUGACACAACAAUCAUGUCACUCAAUUAUUCUACCACACUCAAGUCAAUGAAGCUUAGUGGAAAUCCAUGGCGUUGUGACUGCUCAAAUCUUGCAUUUAUUAAUUUUGUACAAAAAUCCUACACGAGAAUCGUCGACUACAGUGAAAUGAAAUGUUCGAAUGGAGAAUUUGUCAACACUUUAACAGCCAGCGGCUUAUGUUCCGAGGAUAAUUUCAUUGUCGUUCUAGCAUGCAUAAUCCUAGCUGUAUUUAGUAUAGUUGUCGGAACUUGUGCUGCUCUUUACUAUAAAUACCAAAAACAAAUUAAGAUGUGGCUUUACUCACAUAAUCUCUUUUUGUGGUUUGUUACGGAGGAGGAGAUGGACAAAGACAAGUCAUACGAUGCAUUCGUUUCAUAUGCUCAUCAAGAUGCAGAUUUUGUCACUGAUCAUUUAGUGCCGCAACUUGAGAAAUGUGUGGUUCCAUAUAAACUAUGUUUCCAUGAACGUGAUUUCUUGCCAGGAUUAGAAAUUAGCACUCAAAUCUCCAACUCAAUCAACGAAUCGAAACGAACAAUUGUAAUCAUGUCACCACAUUAUCUGAACUCAAAUUGGGGACAAUGGGAAUUCCGCGUUGCACAAUCACAAGCAGCAACUGAGAAGCGCUCUCGUAUAAUUGUAAUUCUGUAUGGAGACAUUGGUGACAUAAACAAAUUGGAGCCAGACAUACGAGAUUACUUGAAAUUGAACACUUAUGUGAAAUGGGGUGAUAAAUGGUUCUGGGAAAAGUUGCGCUAUGCAAUGCCACAUGUUAAAGGUCAAGGUCCAUUAGAUAAAUCAAAAGGUUUAGUUAAGACAGCAAUAAAAAGUUCUGUUGAUGAUAAAUUGGAGCUCAUUAAACCCAUUUCUGUAACACCACCGCAAUUGACAACACCGCCUGCUGAACAGAUUGCAAAUCCCUUAAUUGCAAAACUUAAUGCGAAGAAUGCUGCAAAAAAUCAUAAUGGUAUAAAUGGACACAACAAUGGUCACAUUAAUGGAGCUUACGUCAUCAACACAAGUUCACGACAAAGCGAUGUCUGAUAUAAGAGAUUCAUUUAGUUGCCUUAAGAAUUAUUUUGAAUAGUUUAUGUUUCUUUAAAUUAGGAUUUAAUUAGACUAUGAAUUUUAUUUAGAUUUUUGUCCUUAAUGAAAUUUGCUAGUUUCUUUGAAAAUCUAUUGGCCAUUACAGAGGAUUUGAAAUGACAAUUUUGGGGAUGUAAGAGUGUAGCUUAUUUUUAAUCUGAGGAUAAUAUCGGGAUUUAACUGUAAUGGUCAGAGCUUUGGAUGGUUAUGGAUAUUUAAGUGACAUUCUUAAGAUUUAUUUUGCAUAUUAGGAUGAAAAUUGGGGGUUACAUAAAGGUAGGAAGUAGAGGUGCAGACGGUUUGAAUUCAACCCGAGCCGACUUUUAGAGGAAAAUUAUUAUGAAGCCCUCACAAAUCAGAAUCCUUGCCUAAACCCCAAACAAGCCAUCCAGCAACAUUUCAUUCUAAUGUCACUCAGAUCCAAAUGAUUGUCCAUCUAUGAUUGUCAACUAUCAAAAUUAAAUAGCAAUAAGAAGCUAAAAUUGAAAGAUCUUGAAAAUUUAAAUAAGAAGUUUUUAA
Messenger RNA from Chironomus riparius, 4599 nucleotides. The record is from the annotation of a GenBank genome assembly. NCBI's taxonomy places the organism in Eukaryota, Metazoa, Arthropoda, Insecta, Diptera, Chironomidae.